AUGUCCAGUCCUUUCGGCAUCCCUCCUAGAAAGAUCGCAGGCAAACUAAAGCCUUUCAAACUGCACGUCUCUGAGAGCGAGCUGUUCAAAUUCCGAGAGCUGCUCAGUCUCUCUGAGAUUGGACCAGAAACAUGGUGGAAUACACAGAAUGAUCCGCAAUUCGGAGUAUCCCACAAGUGGCUGACCGAGGCGAAAGAAACUUGGCUUCAUAGUUUCAACUGGCGGGAGCACGAGGAUUAUCUCAACAAGUUUCCUAGCUUCAAGGUUGCCGUGGAUGACGUGGAAGCUGGGCUGGUCACUAUCCACUUCGCUGCCCUCUUUUCCACCAAGGAGGAUGCCAUUCCUGUGGUUUUUCUACAUGGCUUUCCGGCAUCUUUCAUGGAAUUUCUGCCGAUGAUGCAGCUACUUGCCGAGAAGUAUACACCUGAGACUCUACCAUAUCAUAUCAUUGUACCCUCUUUGCCGGACUAUGGACUAUCUGGUGGAUCCACUCGGAACAUUGAGAUGACAAUAGCACAAUCAGCACGCAUCAUCAAUCAGUUGAUGAUUGAGCUUGGAUUUGGAAAAGGAUACGUUGCUCAAGGAGGCGAUCUUGGUAGCAUGCUUGCCCGAGUCAUGUCCGUCGAUUACAAGGAAUGCAAAGCAUUUCACGUCAAUAUGCUUGCACUAAACCCGGGCGAAAAGCCACCUUCUUCCAAGUUGACUCCUGGAGAGUUGGGAAUAUUUGAACGAACCGAGGCGUGGAGACAAACGGGUCUAGCAUACGCACUUGUGCAUGGCACGCGCCAAUCCACAGUCGGAUUGGCCAUAUCAUCUAGUCCGCUUGCAUUGUUGGCAUGGAUAGGUGAGAAGCUCCUUGAAUGGGUAGACCAGCGAGAACCAUUGCCACUCGAUACUGUUCUAGCUAUGGUCAGCUUCUAUUGGUUUACGGGUACAUUCCCCCGCAGCCUGUAUCAUGCAGAGCUUGUCAAAAGCUAUCUUCGAGGUAAAGCGCAUCCGAUAUCAAAAGAGAAGCCACUUGGGUAUUCUUUAUUUGCUCAUGACCUUGCUGUGUUACCGAAAACCUGGGCCGAGGAGAUGUAUCCAAAUCUCAUAUUCUUCAAGGCCCAUUCAGCUGUGAGUAGUAAUAUCGCCAACGCAACUUCUCCAAACCUUAUCACUAAUGCAUACUCGCAGGGUGGACACUUUGCCAGCUUGGAGCGGCCAAAGGAAUUCUUAGAGGAUAUCGAGGACUUUUUGAAAAGUGCCCAUGAUUUGUUUCAAGUCGAACGAAGUUGA
Penicillium soppii is the source of this 1278-nucleotide messenger RNA. RefSeq names its product epoxide hydrolase family protein. The transcript is spliced from 3 exons. Bases 1 to 1278 code for a protein of 425 amino acids. Gene Ontology annotation, biological process: epoxide metabolic process. NCBI's taxonomy places the organism in Eukaryota, Fungi, Ascomycota, Eurotiomycetes, Eurotiales, Aspergillaceae. Gene Ontology annotation, molecular function: epoxide hydrolase activity. The record is from RefSeq and is a predicted model, not a curated record.